AUGUCGAACUGGUUUGGCAACCUUCAAUUGGCGUACAAGUACAUUGUCGUCUUCUUGGGUCUGCUCGUCUUGACAAUCCUCGCUGGAUGCAUCAAGGUUUUCUUCGACCGCAGGAAGUUGAAGCAGCACAUCAAGAAUGAUGCGGAGUCAGCCGCGGUCAAGGACGACACCGUAGAGCUCACCCAGCGCGAGAAGGAUGAGGGCGACCUGUUCGGUAUCCGCGCCAUCGAGGCCGGUUUCUACGCUGGUGUCGCACAGUCGCGCCCAACUUCAAGAGCAGGAUCCAUCGUCGGCCACCCCAACAUGAGCUCGUCAACACUCGUCGCCAACCCCAACUCGCCUCUGCUGAAGCCGAACUCGCAUGGAGGAAGCAUGGUUAGCUUGCCGUUGGCUGGGAAGAACAGCAAUCGCGACUCGGAAACUCUCCCAGACCGUAGGCCAUCCCCUCCUACCAUGAAACUGCGACCGAGCGAGGCUGAACUGAACGGAAGGCAUAACCCUUACGACCCCGCAGUAGACAUGUCUCUGAACGUGCCUCCAUCUCCUGGUUUCCGUACUCAACCCACUACGUUCGGCGGGUCCGACAGCGACAGCGACGGCCUUGUGUCUCCUCGAUCCAUGUCGCCUCGAUCGGCCGACUUCAACCUGCAAUCAUACAAGCCAGCGCCAUCAAUUCCUAUGCCGGAUGCCCUCCGCGUCUCGUACCACUUUGGCGAAGAUAUGCAGAAGUCACAAGCAGCAUCCUUUACUGACCCUUCUCCUCGCCCAUCUCCUGGUCAGUCACCCACACCGCCAUCGCCCGGACACGCACCUACAAUGCGCCUCCCUACAUUGCCAGCGUCGGCCAUGAGAAACACCCCGUCACCACCCGCCAUUCGUGUGGAACAGCCGGGUAGGUAG
Messenger RNA from Didymella exigua CBS 183.55, 900 nucleotides. RefSeq lists its product as uncharacterized. The transcript is spliced from 3 exons. The record is from RefSeq and is a predicted model, not a curated record. NCBI's taxonomy places the organism in Eukaryota, Fungi, Ascomycota, Dothideomycetes, Pleosporales, Didymellaceae. Bases 1 to 900 code for a protein of 299 amino acids.